This is a messenger RNA of Fusarium tjaetaba, 957 nucleotides long. Its product is annotated as ribosomal S15 precursor (mitochondrial). The record is from RefSeq and is a predicted model, not a curated record. Gene Ontology annotation, biological process: translation. The coding region runs from base 1 to 957 and encodes 318 amino acids. Gene Ontology annotation, cellular component: ribosome. Gene Ontology annotation, molecular function: structural constituent of ribosome. NCBI's taxonomy places the organism in Eukaryota, Fungi, Ascomycota, Sordariomycetes, Hypocreales, Nectriaceae. The transcript is spliced from 2 exons.
AUGCCCCCUAGAAUACCGGCGCUGCCGCGCUUUGGCACAUUGAACCUCUGCCUCCGACCCGCCGCAAAGCCCGCUACCCCCAACUUUCUCCCCAUCGUCCAAACGGCCAACUUGUCCCAGCGUGAGAAGAAGCGCAAGGCGAAACAGGAUCCCUACCGAUGGGCUCAGGCGCAACAGCGAAAGGCUGCCAAUGUGCAACGGCGUGAGGAGCUCGCCCGUGAGAGGGAUGAGGCGUGGGGUGAUCCCGUCAAGGGAAAGACAACUCCCUUUAUAGAGUCUCUUGAAUCGGCUGGUCAAGAGGCUACGUCCCGUGUUCCUGUAGAUGGAAGUGGAAACCCGCUCGCCGAGGCACAUGAGCUACCGACAUCUCCGGAACUACGAAAUUACUUCCUUACCGACUCUGAACUCUCUGAGGCUGUCAAGCACGCAUAUACUCUUACCAAGCCCAUGAUCGGCGUGGUCGAGUCACAGAUGGAACCCGAAAGCGGAGUGGAUAAGGCGAAGCAACACGAGCAGCGCCACCAGAAGGCCAUUGAGGCCCUGCGCCGUAUCACAUCGCUCAGCAACAGCAGCGCAAAGGACCGCUUCCACGCCAACGUGAGACGAAUCGUUGAGGAAUUCGGCCGUCACAACACAGACCAGGUUCUGAAACCCAAGCCAAAGUCAAUUCAUCGCAACAAAGUGCAAAUGCCGGUCCGGAGCGGUCCUGAUACAGGCAGCUCCGAGGUUCAGAUUGCUAUCUUGACAACCAAGAUCAACAACCUCUCUCAGGCUCUGCAGAUCAACAGGGGAUACAAGGAUAAGCACAAUAAGCGAAACUUGAGAUUAUUGCUGCACCGUCGACAAAAGCUUAUGAAGUACAUGGACCGUAAGGAGAGGGGAAGUGAGCGAUGGACUCACAUGGUUGAGAAGCUGGGUCUUACACCUGCGACAUGGAAGGACCAGAUCUCGCUGUAA